Messenger RNA from Anopheles coustani, 1143 nucleotides. Its product is annotated as phospholipase A1 member A. The coding region runs from base 1 to 1059 and encodes 352 amino acids. The transcript is spliced from 3 exons. The record is from RefSeq and is a predicted model, not a curated record. NCBI's taxonomy places the organism in Eukaryota, Metazoa, Arthropoda, Insecta, Diptera, Culicidae. Gene Ontology annotation, biological process: lipid metabolic process. Gene Ontology annotation, molecular function: lipase activity.
AUGUUUCGGCGCUAUCUAACCGUUUUACUUUACUUUGUCGUUCUAUCCUUGUUCGUCUUUACCACCUUAGCUCAGAAGCAAGAGACCAACAAUGUGUUCAACACAACCUCAUGUCUGGAAAAACCAUACCGGUGUCCGCAUCCACGCAUCAAGUUCUACCUUUACACACGCCGGACGCAGCAGAAGCCCGAAUUGAUCGACGUGCUGGACCCGGAGUCGCUCUACUACACGCACUGGAACCCAUCGCAUCCGGUGAAGAUCGUCAUCCAUGGAUUCGGUGGCGGACGAAACCUUUCACCCAGUCCGGACAUGCGGAAAGCAUACUUCACUCGAGGCAAUUAUAACAUCAUCAUCGUGGACUACGGAUCGGCCGUAACGGAACCUUGUCUGAGCCAGAUCGAGUGGGCUCCCCGGUUCGGAAGUCUCUGCGUAUCCCAGCUGGUCAAGUACAUUGCAAACCAUCCGCGUGGAGUUCCUCCGGAUGAUAUGCACCUGAUCGGAUACAGCGUCGGAGCGCACAUUGCCGGUCUGGUGGCGAACUACCUGACUCCUACCGAGGGAAAACUGGGCCGAAUUACUGGUCUUGAUCCGACGAUCUUCUUUUACGCCGGUGCGAACAAUUCCCGCGAUCUCGAUCCGUCCGAUGCGCACUUUGUGGACAUCAUUCACACCGGGGCGGGCAUUCUGGGACAGUGGAGCCCGGGAGGUCAUGCGGAUUUCUACGUCAACGGUGGUACCAGCCAGCCGGGAUGCGCCAGUUCCACCAUUUUUCAAACACUGGCGUGUGAUCACACUAAAGUGACACCAUAUUUUAUCGAGUCCAUCAAUAGCGAACGAGGGUUCUGGGCCGGUCCUUGUCCUACGCUGAUAUCCUACCUUCUCGGUUGGUGUGAGCCGAAAGAUUCCGAUUACGUCCUCAUGGGAGAACAUCUGUCACGGAGAGCACGUGGAGUGUACUAUGUCACCACAAAUGCGAAACCUCCAUACGCUCGUGGAUUCCCGGGCAAAAACCGACGGACGGCCAAAAACUCCGACUAUGCCGGUGUCCGGCGAAAGUAGAAACCGGUGAGGUGGAAGAGUAUUCGUCAAAAGCAACAUGGUUGUGAUAUUCCGCGCGCAUAAUGAACAACGAAACAAUAGAGA